This is a messenger RNA of Morchella sextelata, 1560 nucleotides long. RefSeq lists its product as uncharacterized. Lineage: Eukaryota; Fungi; Ascomycota; Pezizomycetes; Pezizales; Morchellaceae. The coding region runs from base 1 to 1560 and encodes 519 amino acids. The transcript has a single exon. The record is from RefSeq and is a predicted model, not a curated record.
AUGGAUGGAAAUCAACUUGUAGUAACUUGUUCGAUUUCACAGAAUAAAAAUUCUUUCAUACCUACCUACGCUCUUAUUGAUACCGGAGCAUCAGGAUAUGCUUUCAUUGAUGAAUCUUUUGCACGCCACAAUAGUCUUACAACGACUCCCCUUAAAAUACCUCGCCAUGUAGACGUUAUAGAUGGAAGGCCUAUCAAAUCAGGAAAAAUUACCCAUAUUGUCGAUGUCUCGCUAGACAUUCAUGUUCAUCGAGAAGUCGUACCAUGUUUUGUAACGAAGUUAGGACACUAUCCGAUUGUGAUGGGGAUACCUUGGAUGCGACGACAUGAUGUUACGAUUCGACCGAAAGAAAAUCUACUUGUUUUUGACUCUCGAAGCUGUUGUCAACACUGUUCAAUCACCGGUACUGCAGUUAUUGUUCAUGGCAUCUCGAUUCCCUUACCGGAACACCAUACGUUUAUCGUUUCAGCAACUGAAAAAUCUACUGUCGAUAUUGAACAAUUGGUACCGAAGGAAUUUCACCAUCGUCUCCAUAUGUUUAAAGAAUACGAUGCUUCAAUUCUCCCACCACAUCGACCAUCCCACGACAUCGAGAUAAUACUGGAAGAAGGUAAACGACCACCAUAUGGACCUAUAUAUGGAUUGUCUCAAAUUGAGUUGAAAGGACUACGGGAAUAUCUUGAUGAAAAUUUACCUAAAGGAUUCAUUCGAGCCAGUGAAUCACCAGCGGGAGCACCUAUAUUGUUCGUAAAGAAAAACGAUGGAACUCUUCGACUUUGUGUUGACUAUCGAGGCCUAAAUGCGAUUACAAUCAAAAAUCGAUAUCCGUUACCAUUGUUAAAGGAAACCCUAGCUAAGUUGUCAAGAGCAAAAUACUAUACAAAGUUGGAUUUACGUUGGGGAUAUAAUCAAAUCAGGAUAGCGGAGGGGGACGAAUGGAAAACAGCAUUCCGGACUCGAUAUGGACAUUUCGAAUAUACAGUAAUGCCGUUUGGAUUAGCUAAUGCUCCUGCCACAUUUCAGCAUUGGAUUAAUGAUAUUCUACAUCCCUACCUCGAUCAAUUCGUAACGGCAUACUUAGACGAUAUCCUUAUCUAUUCCGAGACCCUAUCAGAACAUAAAGAACAUAUUCAAAAGGUUCUAAAGGUACUUGAUGAGAAUCAUGUUCACCUUAAACCUGAAAAAUGUGAAUUUAUGAUUCAAGAAACAAAAUACCUUGGCCUAAUCCUUACUCCGAAUGGGAAUAGAAUGGACCCAAAAAAAGUCGUCGAUGUUUUAGAAUGGACCACACCGACAAAGCUUCAUGAUGUUCAAGUAUUUCUAGGAUUUGCAAAUUUCUAUCGACGAUUUAUUCUAGGAUAUUCGAAAAUUGUUGCUCCGCUUACAGCUUUGAUAAAGAAAAACGUUAAAUUUGAAUGGACGGAUGAAAGGGAGGAAGCUGUGAGGGAUGCGUACCAGACCACAAGAGUACACUACGCAGAGCUCAGAGUUCGGCUAACAGCUACAAAGGUAGAAGUCUCCAAGGUCUCUUCAGUCAACGUCGAGUAUGAUUCUCCUUGA